AAAACAGCGUCCAUCGCGCGUGGUUGUACUUCGUUGCUGGGCUUGGCUGAAACAGCAGCCUCCACACACUUCUUGUGUUUCAUUUAGCGUCCAUUAGCCCUCGCGGAAGCCCCAUCGAAGUAGCCUUUUCUGAGCCGUUUCUUAUUCUCAUUUCCCCGCGGAUCGCGGAUUACGCCUGCUCGGUGCCGUGGUGUGCGUUAUUACCAUCAAAUACGAAUUUUCUACAUUUGUUAGACGAUCGUUGCCGUGCGCGGGAAGGAAAAACGAGUUUUCCCUCCUCAAGGUGUGUGGUCAAGACGUGCGGUGCCCAAUGGCAGUGUCUAGCCGUGUGUGUGUGUGCGUAUGAGUUAGAGAAAGAGGGAGCGGGAAAGCGUCUCGGAGCGUUUUCUCCACCAUGGAGGCACAGUUUGCGCGAAACGCAAAAGGGGGGCACAUGUAAGCCCGAGCCGUCUAAACGCCAACCUAAAAUCGGAGAAGUAAAAGUAGUGUAAUGUAAGCAAUAGAAGUGCAAAGUGAAGUGCUGCCGGUAGCGGAGUGCCUGCUGCAACGACGUGGAGAAGAAAAGAAGAAGUUGAAAACGAAUGAAGAAAAAGUAAAGGCGCCUUGGAAGGAAAGGAAAGGAAAGAAAAGAAAAGUAGUGCCAGUGAAGGGAAAGAGAACGAAAGAAGGUGAAUAACAAACCAAACGCGCACGGUACGGUUGGAUGGAUGUGUGAAAAGUAAACGAAACGGAGGGAAGCAACCCCUUAAGGAAAAUAAGGGUGGUUUGUGGAGGAAAAAAGUGCUAAACCAGUGUAAGAAACCGGUGGGGGAAGAAGGGUGGAAGGUGUGGAGGUACAUGAAGUGAAAGCAAAGGAGAUGGAAAAAGUGCCGAUCGCUGGUGGUGUGUGUGUUCCUGUGUGUGCAACGGUACGCAAGAGCUGUUGAGAUAAAAAUUGUGCAGGACUCCGAUGAGGACAGUUUCCCAUCGAUCGGUUGAACGAUCAGUGCGGAAGGACGGCGGCGGUUAGCGAACAAACGCCAUGUGUGCGAUGUGCUGUUCGACGUGCUCAAAUACUACUUCACGACGCGACUUCCGGUGCUACGCAGCGGUGGCAUUCCUUUGACGAGUCUGGUCUAUUGCCAGCGAUAAACGGCAGGGUCAUGCCGGCAUUGCGUCUGUUUGGCCGGAAAUGGUUAGCCGCGUCGGACGACCUUGUGUUUCCGUGCGUGUUCGAGAUCUGCUUCCGGAUCGUGUGGCUCGGACUGAUAUCAUGCGUAACGUCCACCUACUGGAACGUGACCGAGGAGUGCGGUGAGGAUGGGCUCCCGGUGCGGAUCUAUCUCGUCGGGACCAUAGUGUUAAUUAGUGUAAAUAUAGUACUACUCGUCCUCUUAGUCAACCGCAGCGCCCAAGGUAGCAUCACCGAGGUGCACAAGCGCCGCCUGGUGGCGCCAUUGCUGGUGAUAAAAAUACUUUUAAUCCUCCCGGAGACGGGACUGAACGUACUCGGCACGAUGUGGGCGUUCUGUGGGACGUUCCAGUGCCGCAGCAACGAUAAAGUAUCGAGAACUGUGAUCGAAGCAAUCGUACUAUUCAACUGGGUAGUGUUUGCGCUGAUAAUCUUCGGGCUGGCGAUCGUGUUCGACCCGCUCGGCUCGGCCAAGUACAAGAACGGCCGGGACACGAACGACAACGGCCCGACGGAGUCCGCCAUCCACCGGAAGGUGUCGAAGCUGUGGUUCCGCCGGUUCCGGUGGGCGUUCUGCUGCCUGCGGCGGGACGAGUUCGGCCACGAAGCGUUCACUCAGGUGGCCAGCCUGCUGAGCGCACUGUUCCGGGGCACCGACCUGGUGCCGUCGGACAUCGUGGCCGGCUGCGUGUUGCUCCGGGUCCGGCAGAAGCGCGAAACGCGCGAGAUGCGUCGCAUUCGGAUGCUGAACGACGAUGGGCCGCGCUACUCGACCGACAUAACGCGCGUUUUCGCCACCUCCCCGGCCUGGAUGACGAUCAAGAACGCCCGACACUUUCUGCGGUUCGCACUGGCCGCCUACGGGUGGCCGAUGGUGUGCUACCUGAACUGCUGCACCGGCCCGUACCGGCUUGUACCGAAGAUGACGUGCUGUGCCUGCUUCCGACGAAAGCCGCAGAUUAUCAUCGACGACAACUGCUGCCUGUGUCAUCUGGCUGGCGUACGGUACACGUCCCGCCUGCGAAGUGAGGACGUCCUGCACGCGUCGUUCAAAAAUCAUGUAUUUGAGUUACCAUUCUGCAUCCUGGCGGACCACAGCACCAAAAGUAUCGUGAUCGCGAUCCGGGGCAGCCUCUCGAUGCGCGACGUGUUUACCGAUCUGGUGGCAAACGCGGAACGGUUCGAGGCACCCGGCAUACCACCGGACUCGUCCGCCCAUCGCGGCAUGCUCGCCGGUGUUGACUGCCUGCUGAAGCGGCUGCGGGAGGGCAACAUCCUCGAGCGCAUCUGUGCCACCUUCCCCGACUACACGCUCGUCCUCACCGGCCACAGUCUCGGGGCGGGCGUGUCCAUCCUGCUGGCGGCAAAACUGCGGCCCCGGUUUCCGGAUCUGCGCGUGUACGCGUUCGCCACGCCGGCCGGGCUGUUGAGUCGGGAGGCGGCACGUUGUACCGAGAGCUUCGCCUUCACCAUCGGCGUUGGGGAUGAUUUCGUGAUGCGGCUCGGGGUGGACUCGAUCGAAAACCUACGCACGAGUGUGAUCGAAACGAUCAGGGCGUGUAAGCUGCCGAAGUGGCGCAUUAUGCUAAACGGCUUCGGGUACGCCCUGUUCGGGGUACCAUCGCGCGACCUCGAAACAACCUGGCACGACGUGACGGAAAUCACGGCGAAAAAGGCCUCCGAAAGCCCGCUCCUGUCAAGCGAGCGGCCAAUCCAGACAGUUGCCACGGCGGAGGGUGCCCUGCUGUCGAGUGAAAUUUCGCAGAGACGUUUUGCCAAAACCCGCCUCUACACAGGCGGCCGAAUCCUGCACAUCGUGCGACGGAAGAAAACGGAGCUCGAAAAGAAAUCGAACAGUGGCGGUCCAACGUACGAGAUGCGAUGGGCAACGGCCGAGGACUUCACCGAGCUAAAGGUGAUGCCCCGGAUGCUGCUCGACCACCUGCCGGACAACGUUUUCAAGACGCUCACAACCAUCCUGGAGGAUCAGAAGACGCACAACGGUUCCAUACUGUCGCUGCAGGAAAUCUAGUGAUGCAAAAAUAAGGGGGGAAAACUUUCACCACCAAACCCGAAAGACAACUAUCGCCACGGAUCGCCUGCCCAACCACCAACCCCCCCGCCCACGUUGGGGUACCGGAGCGGGUGUGAACAGUGCCUUAUGUGAAAUGUAUCUUGCCUAAAGCCAAGCGCGCGUGCCCGGUGGGUUUUUUUGUGGGAUGUAAAAAGUAGCGCAAGGGAGAUGAAAACAGUUGAGGAAAAACCCACGAAACCGCGGCAUCAUAUCAUAACCUUCUCACUAUCUCUCUCUCUCCCACCGGAUAUCAUUCCAUCCUGUCCACCUACUUGGUUUUCGCUAGGUUAGUACCUAACGAACCCCUGUUUAAAAUCUACUCUAUACCUAAGAUGAUAUUACUAUUCCAUUCCCUCGUCCCGUAGCUUCGGAAAGAGCGAUAUGACAAAAAGCCCAUUCCACAAGAAUAUACAGAGCGGCCAAAUUAACAUUCCAUCCCUCCCGUCGUAGUUAGUGUAAGAAAAUUAACUAUUCCAUUGUGUAUUGUCCAUUAUGUGUCCCUCGUGUGCGGUAGGUUAGAAAGAUUUCGGCAAAUAACAGCAAUAGGGUAGAGGAAGGAACACCCGCACUCGUGGUACGCGAUGAACGAACGAUGUACGACAAUGUGGACAGGUAUUUUAAUGUGGAAAAUUCCGACAAACCUCCCUCACACAUGACGAAACGAUAGUGUGUAAGGAAACGCUCCAAAUGAAGAUGAACAAAGUAAAAAAAAUAUUACUAUUAAAAGACAAGAUUUUAAAUCGUCUGAUGCUUUCGAAACAAAAAACGAAGAAUAGUCACUAAACACGAGACAAAAAGAAACCCCUUCUGACAAGUUUAUUCGGUUGUGAUACAGAAACAUAGAGGAACGAUUUGGGGCGGGGAAUGGGAGAAAGAAAAAAACAAAAUAAAUGUGCGUAGGUUUUGUCUUUAAGUCUCCAAAAAAUCAUUAAAAAACGAAGCAUGAACAGCGAACAAAACGAAGCGAUAUUUAUUAACUUGUAAAGUUUACGUUCUCCACAUUCGGACCCCGCCCUCGCCCCCCCGGAGCUGUGUUUUUGUUUAGGUUUAUCUAAAUAGAUUUGGACAUUUCGAAACGAAUGGUUGGCGGACGCGGCCAACAGACGCGGUUGAUAUAUUAGGUAUAUUAUACAUGUAUAGUAAUAACUACUGGUGAGCCCGUCCUGUGUUUUUUUUUAAAUAAAUAUAUUGUUACAAUA
Molecule: messenger RNA, 4444 nt
Organism: Anopheles coustani
Lineage: Eukaryota; Metazoa; Arthropoda; Insecta; Diptera; Culicidae
Product: diacylglycerol lipase-beta-like
Exons: 12
Coding region: 1143-3203 (686 amino acids)
Biological process (GO): lipid metabolic process
Source: RefSeq, a predicted model, not a curated record